Helicoverpa armigera (cotton bollworm) is the source of this 435-nucleotide messenger RNA. RefSeq lists its product as uncharacterized. The record is from RefSeq and is a predicted model, not a curated record. Bases 47 to 379 code for a protein of 110 amino acids. The transcript is spliced from 2 exons. Lineage: Eukaryota; Metazoa; Arthropoda; Insecta; Lepidoptera; Noctuidae.
GGUUUACAUCGCACUCAGACAACGUUCCGUUAACGCGACUACAAAGAUGAAGUGCGUUAUUGUACUAAGUGUUUUCGUGUUGAUAGCAAUAUCUUCAUGCUUAGCCAACGAUCUAAUUAUUGGCACCAGCUACAAUACUCGCUUAGUAUGGCAACAGAAAGCAGACUACAUGGGCUUUCCUUUCAAAAAGAGAGUUAAGGAAGUGUUCUACUCAGACCCUGGUCAACAAAUAAUUAAGGGUGUCAUAGCCAGGGACAUAGAUCACUCAGCAGGAAGCGCUACCGUCACAGCCGGCGGUGUGGGCUUCAGUUUUGUCAACAUUCGUCUUAAAAGUGAACGUGGCAGUGCGCUCAAUUACCAAAUCGAAAUUUAUGUUUAAUAUCCUAUCGAAAAUAUCUAUGAUUUUUGAACCAAAAUAAACGUUUUUGCAGGUUU